CAGUGCAUACUCUGCUGCAGAGUGAAUAUCUCAUUCUGGAGUGCAUUCAUUGUCAUAUUGUGGAAACAGAGCCAGUUUAUUGGACAUCCAAAAGGUGCCUGCAAGCAUCUCUGACGGAGGUCCACACGACAACUCCAUUCCCGGAACCUUCCGACUGCCGGAGAUACGAAGAGACACACAACAAUGCAACGGCUUCAGAACCCGAGCACAGUAGUGGAUGCCGCAUGCCUGGUGAAGACAUUGCAGGGUGUCGGAGCAGUGCGUUGCCUGAAGCUCUGCUAUCUGUCACUUCUGAUUCACAAAAUACCAACAAUGUGCAUUCGCUGUCAGAUGUGACUGCUACUAAUUCGAAUUUGCAGCAGUUGGAAAUUGCAGUUUCUGAUGCAGCUGACAUCACAGCACGCAGUACAGACUCCUGGCGUGUGACCAUUGAUGACAUGCCUGAUGAGAUUUUGGUAAAGAUCUUGUCUCACAUGUCUUUCAGUGAGCUCAUAGAUGUUAUACAAAAAGUGUGUCCUCGUUGGAGAAGGCUGUCCCAAGAUCCAGAGAUGUGGGAUGACAAGGAAUACCAAAUCCGGUACUGAAGAACUUGGUUGAGAAGUGCUCCAGACUAUGCACACUGUGAAUACCCAGUGAAUUGCUGAAGUCGGAGAAAUUUUCAGAGGCAGUGUCUCGUCUACAGCACCUGCGUGUGCUGGCUCUAGAGACACUCUCCCCGGAACACACACCUGUGCUGCGACCUUUGGGUGACGGAUGCCCACGACUAACCGAGGUAGACUUCAGAUGCACGAUUGUCGGUAUGGAUGAUCUGAGAUACUUCCUGAAUGCCAAGAGGAACACCCUUAAGUCCAUACACAUA
Molecule: messenger RNA, 859 nt
Organism: Schistocerca americana (American grasshopper)
Lineage: Eukaryota; Metazoa; Arthropoda; Insecta; Orthoptera; Acrididae
Product: putative F-box protein At4g05475
Exons: 3
Coding region: 225-584 (119 amino acids)
Molecular function (GO): protein binding
Source: RefSeq, a predicted model, not a curated record